UCCCUCUGGAAGACCCAAAAGAGUUUCCCUCGCAGGUGCCGUUCGGCGAAGCGAGAGCACGGACCAAAGCUCGGAACCAUGGAGGGUCAGGGAGACCGAGCGAGGACGAGCAAGCCGAAGCGAGAGAAUCAGCUCCUGGCCUUCACCGGAGCCGCCGCCGCCCUCGCCCUCGCCGCCAACCUCGCCGUCUCCGCCGUCAGGGCGCACAGGAGGAAUCGAAGGAGGAAAGAUCUUCGUGGCUCGGAUGUACGAGUCGGCCUCUCGGCUCGGGAAAUAUCGAAAUUAGCGGACCGGAUAGUCGCCAGGUCGAAGGAGGUCCACGAUGUGGUCGCUUCGGUGCCUCUUGACAAGGUUAGUUACACGAAUGUCGUGUUGCCGCUAGCUGAAUUAGAGGCGGAAGAGUUUCCACUUGUGCAGUCUUGUAUAUUCCCGAAGAUGGUCUCGGGGUCGGAUGAUGUGCGCAAAGCUAGCGCUCAAGCAGAGGGUAGGAUUGAUGCACACAAAUUGAGUUGCAGUCUCCGUGAAGAUGUGUAUCGUGUCGUAAAAGCUCUUUUGACGAGGGGAGAUUGGAUGAAUCCUGAAGCAUCUUGCUAUAUACAGUUCCUGAUAAGAGACUUCGAGCGGAAUGGAUUGAAUCUUGCUACAGCAAAAAGAGAGGAAGUGCAGCGCUUGAAAUCUCAAAUUGAUGAACUAAGCUGCCAAUAUAUUCGAAACCUUAAUGAUGAUUGCAGUUAUCUUCUCUUCAGUGAGAGUGAGCUACAUGGAUUGCCACCUGAGUUCCUUAAGAAUUUAGACAAAGCUCAGAAUGAUAAAUACAGGGUUUCUCUUAGAAGUCAAAAUGUUGCAGCAGUGCUGGAGCUCUGCAAGGUGGGAGCAACCAGGAGGACAGUAGCGACAGCAUAUGGAAGGAGAUGCGGGGAAAUAAAUCUGUCUAUUCUUGAAAAUCUGGUCCAGCUUCGGCAUAAAUUAGCUAAAUUACUUGGCUACUCAAAUUAUGCAGAAUAUGCUCUUGACUGCAGAAUGGCAAGAAAACCAUUAAAGGUUUUUGAGUUCUUAGAGGACAUCUCUGCCAGUUUGACAAACAUGGCUGAUAGGGAACUGACAGUGUUGAAGGAUUUGAAGAGAAAAGAGGAAGGAGACGUCCCUUUUGGCAUCGAGGAUCUAUUGUAUUACAUAAAGACAUUUCAAGUGCAGCACUUUGAUCUAGAUUUUGGAGCCAUUAAGCAAUAUUUUCCAGUCAAAUUAGUUCUAUCAGGCAUCUUUAAAAUUUUCCAAGACCUUUUUGGCUUGAGAUUUGAAGAAAUUGCAGACCCUGAGGUCUGGCAUUGUGAUGUUCGAUUAUUUUCAGUUAUUGACUUAAGUUCCGGUGAUCUCCUGGGGUAUUUCUACCUUGAUAUGUAUAAAAGAGAAGAAAAGUAUGGUCACACAUGUGUGGUUGCUCUUCAGAACAGAUCAUUAUCAUUUAACAAUGUUGCCCAGAUACCAGUGGUAUUGCUAAUAACUCAAUUCCCAAAGGAUAUUGGCGGUCAUCCUGGUCUUCUACGAUUCUCUGAAGUGGUCAACUUUUUCCAUGAGUUUGGACAUGUGAUGCAGCAUAUCUGCAACAGGGCAUCAUUUGCCAGAUUCUCAGGGCUGCGUGUUAGUCCGGAUUUUGAGGAGAUUCCGGCUCAAGUGUUUGAAAAUUGGUGUUAUGAAAGCCUCUGCUUAAAGUUGAUAUCUGGCUUCCAUCAGGAUUUGACAAAGCCAGUCAACGACGAAAUGUGCCGAUCGCUAAAAAGAUGGCGAUACAGUUUUUCAGCACUUAAAUUGAAGCAAGAAAUUCUUUAUAGUCUUUUCGAUCAGAUUAUACAUUCUGCUGAUGACAUCGAUAUUGCCGAGCUAUAUAAGCAUCUCCAUCCAAAGGUGAUGCUGGGAUUGCCAAUUUUGGAAGGAACCAAUCCCGCGACCUGUUUUCCACGCUGUGCAAUUGGUUAUGAAGCAGCUUGUUAUAGUAGAAUCUGGAGUGAGGUAUUUGCCACUGAUAUUUUUCUCUCAAAGUUCAGGGAUGAUCUUUUCAACCAAAAUAUGGGAAUGAUGUUUAGGAAUAAGGUAUUGGCUCCAGGAGGUGCGAAGGAUCCUAUUGAAGUUCUCUCCGAUUUUCUCGGAAGAGAACCCUCCAUUCAGGCUUUUGUCGAUGUCAGAGCAGAACAUGGUUUGUGACGAAGCAGAUAUAUCUCUCCUUUCGCUCUUCUACUUGAAGAAUGCACAUAAUUUGCCUUUUGGGUUCCCUCAUAGUUUCAAGCGGUUUAAAAACCUCGAAUAGAUGCCACUUUUUCUCUUGCGAAGAGGAUGAUGAAUCGACCGUGCUAGAAAAAAAACCUAAAAAGAAGAGGUUACGUGCCCUUGCAAUGCAUCAACCAAGUCUUGUAUUACUUCAAAUUCACACUAGUCAUUUGUUAUCAGAGAUGUCUUUCUCAUAUCAUCCGACUCUGUUCCCGAGUGUAAGGUCUUCUUUCGGCAAUGCUUAUUAGAGAAGUGACAGCUUUGUUUGAUGUUACCGUCGUCAUACAUGAAUGAUUGUCAUGAUUAGAGAGAGCUGGCAUGUCUUUAUCUGGAUCGAUGUAUAUACUGUGAUUCAGUAAUCAGAAUUCAGAAGCAAUGCGUUUUUUGCUCA
Messenger RNA from Syzygium oleosum, 2653 nucleotides. Its product is annotated as probable thimet oligopeptidase. NCBI's taxonomy places the organism in Eukaryota, Viridiplantae, Streptophyta, Magnoliopsida, Myrtales, Myrtaceae. Gene Ontology annotation, molecular function: metalloendopeptidase activity. Bases 79 to 2199 code for a protein of 706 amino acids. The transcript is spliced from 20 exons. Gene Ontology annotation, biological process: proteolysis; peptide metabolic process. The record is from RefSeq and is a predicted model, not a curated record.